Molecule: messenger RNA, 4579 nt
Organism: Manis pentadactyla (Chinese pangolin)
Lineage: Eukaryota; Metazoa; Chordata; Mammalia; Pholidota; Manidae
Gene: HAP1
Product: huntingtin associated protein 1
Exons: 16
Coding region: 1656-4055 (799 amino acids)
Biological process (GO): neurogenesis; neurotrophin TRK receptor signaling pathway; anterograde axonal transport of mitochondrion
Cellular component (GO): dendrite
Molecular function (GO): signaling receptor binding
Source: RefSeq, a predicted model, not a curated record
GUCCUGACCAAACAAUUCUUAUUUGGUUGAUACUUUACCUUUUUUCCAGACAAUGCAAAUGCCUUACUUACAUUAGGAGAAUUUAACUGUAUUCAACCUUCUUUUGAUUUAAGUGCCAUUGUUUACACGUACUUAAAUUCUAUAUCAUUCACUUCUUAAGUUUAAAAAAGUAAGAUUUUUAAAUACAGCGGUUAGAACUGCUAGAACAUUUAAAAUCACAAAUCUAAAGUGACAGAAAGUGGCUCCCAGGGCCUGGGGAGCAGCAGUGGGGGAGAGACGGGGUCAUUUCUAGUGAACAUCGUGGUUUUUGCUGGGGAAGGUGAUAAAAAAAGUUCUGAUAUUAGAUUACAUGGUUGCACAACUCUAUGAAUAUAUUAGAAACCAUGGGUUGGACACUUUUAAAUGGUGAUUUUUAUCGUAUGAGAAUUAUACAGCUGUUAUUUUUUUUUAAGUGACAAGGAUGUUAUAGAUUAAAUGUUUAUGCCCCCCCAUUCAUCUGUUGAAAUACAAACACCCAAUGUAAUGUGGGCUAAAAUGCAAAAUAUUACUGGAUUCAUUUCUCUGCUCCCACCCACCUAGAGCACCUUGUCAGAUAGGUACUUUCCACUUCUCUCAAUCAUAGCUCUUUGUCUGUUUCUUUCAGAGAACUCACCACACUGUGUAAUUAUCUAACUUGUCUUCUUGCUUAUCUGUCUUCCUUUUUAGACUCUGAAGUCCAGAAGAUCUGGGAUCUAGUUUCUCUUGUUCCCUGCUGUAGCCUGAGAGUCUAUCUAGCACAGUGCCUGGUAUAUAUAGUGGGCACUCAAUAAAUAUUUGUGACACGAAUGAGUGAACCCAGAUAAAAGGAAACAUUCUUAUUAAUCACAGUGUUUCUCCACUGGAAAGCUGAUGGACGGGACACUCUGAGCCCUCUUCUUGGGUUGUGUCUGCUAUUCCACGCUGUGUCAAGGACACCUGGCCCUCCAGGCACGUUGUCAGUACUGGGCACCUCUGUCCCAGAUGCAGCCCUUGUUCCGGGCUCAGACUUGGAGCGGUGAUGGCUGCGGGGAAGAGAAGCUUCUGGAAUUCCUUAACGUAGAUAGGAGCACGAGUGAGAGCCAUGGGAUGGAGGAUCAUGUGGAGGGGGAGGAGAGGGACGGGGGAGCAUCACAAUAAUCUAGGAGAGGAUGAAGCCUCAACAGCAGCAGGGCUGUAGGGGACAGGGCACAUUUGAGAGAUAUUUAGAAGGUAAAUUAAGCAGAACUUGAUGGUUCGAUUGGGUAUUGAAGAGAAGGAACUUGGAGCACCCAGAAUGAUCCCAAGGCUUUAAACAAAUCAGUGCCACAGCCCUCUCCUUUUGGCCUGUACAUUCCUCAGUCCACAGGCACGGAAAUGGCCCCACAGUUCAUUCAGGACUUACGGUGGCCCUCGCAGGUAUCCUGUCCCCCGUUGAGCUCUGACGCACACGCUCCCUGCGCUGAAGGGGCUCAGGUCUGGCCUCGGAGACAGGGACACUGCCACGGCGAUCGGUGACCCCUCUCCCGCGCGGCCUCCGGUUCCUGGCACCACUGUUUGCCCCUCGGCUGCCCCUUCCCGCGUGUGGUUCGACCUGGCGGGCGCCAGCCACAGGCGCAGGUUAUAAACGCCUGGCUGCGGCAGCCGACUGCGGACUCAGGAUGCGCCCGAAAGAGUCGGGGCGGGCCUGCGCUGGGACCCCGCCCGGACCCGGGCACCCAGCGGCGGUCACCCCCACGCCCCCUCCCGCAGCCGAUCCCGCUCCGAAGCCCUCCGCGGAGCCUGAACCCGCCCCUGCGCAGCCACCGGCUACUGGACAGGGAGCAGGAUCCGGAUCCUCAUCAGUCUCGCGACCCCCAGCCAGAGCUCGCCGGGCCUCCGAACCUGGGUCGGAGGCAGGAGUCCAGCGAGCGUCCGCAUUCUGGGGACGGACUGCCCAGUCCGUGCACCGCAACUCGGAUGCGCCGUGGACCCGUUUCAUAUUCCAAGGGCGCUUUGGUCCCCGGGCCACUGGCCUAGGGAUUGGAAAGGCGGCGGGCAUCUGGAAGACGCCGGCCGCCUACAUAGGCCGACGGCCCGGGGAGUCGGGCCCCGAGCGCGCUGCCUUUAUUCGGGAGCUGGGAGAAGCACUGUGUCCUGAUAGACCGCUGCCAGCCAAGAAGGUCACCCAAGAAGAUGUCAAAGUGAUGUUAAAUUUGCUAGAGGAGAGAGAGCGGGACCUGAGCACGGCGGCUCGCAUUGGCCAGUCCCUAGUGAAACAGAACAGUGUUCUGAUGGAGGAGAACAGCGAGCUGGAAGCCAUGCUGGGCUCGGCUGGGGAAGAGAUUUUACAGCUCAGACAGCAGGUGAGCUUGCGGGAUGACCUCCUUCAGCUCUACUCGGACUCUGACGAGGAGGAGGAGGAGGAAGAGGAGGCGGAGGAGGAGGAGGAAGAGGAGGAGGAAGAGCAUCAGUAUGGCCGUCCCUAUGAGCCCCCUGAGCCGAGCCCUCUGACAGAGGUGAAGUCAGGGCACCACUGCCCACAGCUGGGAGCCCUGCAGGAGCAGCUGAGGCUGCUGAAGGAGGAGAACCAUCAGCUGCGAGAGGCCUCUCACCUGGAUGCCCUUGAGGAGGAGGAGCAGAUGCUCAUUCUGGAUUGUGUGGAGCAAUUUUCGGAGGCCAGCCAGCAGAUGGCUGAGCUGUCGGAGGUGCUGGCGCUCAGGAUGGAGAACCAUGACCGGCAGCAGAGGGAGGUCACCCAGCUGCGGACCCAGGUCCUGAAGCUGCAGCAGCGCUGCCAGCUGUAUGGGGCUGAGACCAAGAAGUUGCAGCAGCAGCUGGCUUCAGAGAAAGAAAUCCAGAUGCAGCUCCAGGAUGAGCCCAGGCUUCCUGGCCCCCCUGGGGAGAGCAGGCACGGCUCGCUGCUGGGCAUGCCUGGUUCCCAACAGAAACUGUGGGCGGGCUCCCAGCUGCAGGACCUGCGGGCGAAGUACACGGAGUGUGGAGGCAUGCUGAUUGAGGCCCAGGAGGAGGUGAAGACCCUCCGCCAGCAAGCCCCGGUGUCCAGCGGCUCUGUCACCCACUGUGCAUACACUGUACCUCUGGAGGCACUUCCUGGCUUCCAGGAGACCCUGGCCGAAGAGCUGAGAAUGUCCAUAAGGAGGAUUAUCUCAGACCCUGUGUUUUUUAUGGAAAGGAAUUGUGAAAGGACCACAGAGGAGGUGUCAGGCCUGGGAUGUGAGCUGCACCACAGUGAGGAGCAAGAGCAGGAACAGGGGAUCGAGGCUGAGAAGGGGUUGAUGCCAGCAGAGGAUUUUGUGGUGGAAGAUUUCAUGCCAGAGGAGGAGCUGUGGGCCACAGAAGAGGUGGUGCUGGCUGAGGAAGGGGUGACAGAAGAGGCAGAGCUAGUGUCCGAGGAGGCUGAGGCCUGGGAAGAGGUGGAGCCAGAGGUGGAUGAGGCAACGCGGACGCACGUGGUGGCCUCAGCCCUGGAGGCCGGUGGCUUGGGCUCCUCCCACCUGGACAUGAAGUAUGUCCUCCAGCAACUGGCCAACUGGCAGGACACCCAUUACAGGCAGCAACUGAGGCAGAAGACGCUCCAGAAAGGCUCCCCAACCAUGCAGCCAUGGCAGCAGCAGGCCAGAACAAACAUGGGGGGCAGGGGCGUGGAGCAGCAGCCCUGGGUGCCAACCCGGGACUUUCAGAGGCUGGAGGAGGACAGGGCCAGGGAGGAAGAGGGGCCUUCUGGGGCCACCCAGGCCUUUGGGACAAAGGCCUCCACCAGCAAGGGCCACAGUUGGACCAGUCCCCUGGGCUUUGCUGUUUCCCAGCAGCCUGCAGAGGCCCCACCCACCCCAGACCCUCCUUCCCAUCCUCCAACAUGGGACCCCCUGUCUGUCCCCAGCCCACCCUCUGUCCUGAUGAACCUGGGCCAGAGCCUGAGGGCCCAAGGCUCCACCCUUUUCUGGGACAGGCUGAAGGAACCAGCUGUCCUUCUGCAGCUGGUGCAAAAGCUGUGGCUGCUGGGCCUGGAUCACGUGGUGGCCCUGGGGGCGCAAGAAGCCCAGGGGGAGGCCCACUAGCUCCCAGACCCAGCUCUGAGCUGGGGCAGGGCUCAGGCCCUGGUGCAGGAAGGAAGGAAUUCUGAGUAUCCUUCUAGCCAUAUGCCCUUCACCACUGACCCCCAAAUUAAGGGUGGCUCCCAAGUCCUUGCUGGCUUUUAGGGACCUGGCCCUCUUCCCCCAUUCUUGGCCCUUUCUUCUCAGUCCCUAAUUAUUGUUUGUAACCAGAAGUGUCUGUACCUGUGGUUGAGGAUUCCCUCUGCCUUUGGGCCUCCCCACCUCCCUGCCUGUGGCCUGUGAGUGUCCAGGCUCUCUGCCCAGGGCCCACUCACCCCUCACCCCUCACCACUGUCCUCCCUUGUGCCCACUGCUUCCUUCUCGGCAUUCUGCCCUUUCCCACCCUGUGCUCAUUAACCGCUGGCGGCUGGGGCUCAGGAGCCCCAUGGGAGCCUGCCUUGCUCCCUUGCAGGGCUUCGCACUCUCCCGUCACUUUGUCAGCCUGUGUACGUGCUGGUGCAGGAAAUAAAGGACCUGUAUGCUCUCUG